Molecule: messenger RNA, 2229 nt
Organism: Microdochium trichocladiopsis
Lineage: Eukaryota; Fungi; Ascomycota; Sordariomycetes; Xylariales; Microdochiaceae
Product: maltose permease
Exons: 3
Coding region: 209-1942 (577 amino acids)
Biological process (GO): transmembrane transport; carbohydrate transport
Cellular component (GO): membrane
Molecular function (GO): carbohydrate:proton symporter activity
Source: RefSeq, a predicted model, not a curated record
GUCCGGCAGAGUGGCCGACCGGGGCCGGGCACCGGUCCCCUUGUCUGGUGCUGUACUGUACCAGCCUCCCGGCACACUCCAGCGUCCUGCUUAUCACCCGGCCAGGGCAUCUUUCUGGGGGACCCAUCCAUCCAUCCAUCCAGGGGUCUGGCCUUCCGAGCACUCCCCCGCGCGUCCAGCAAUGUGAUACAAAUACACGGCGGCCGGCAUGACACCUCCGCCGCCGUGCCGUCCAUCCAACCCUCCGUUGUCACUUGACGAGGCAGCUGCGUGUCUGAUCUCCCAGGAUCCAUUCUCGCGCCUGGACACCACACACAACUACGGCUCCGUCAACAGCACCACCACCGCGAACAUGGGCGUCCCCGUCGAGCCCGCCAUGGUCCACGACCACGAAGGCCUGGCACCCCAGAAGCCUGGUGCCGGCGACACCGCCAUUGUCGAGGCCAUCAACCUCGAGAAGGACCUGACGUUCCGCCAGGCCAUCAAGAUGUACCCGGCCUCGAUCGCGUGGUCCCUCUUUGUGUCCAUCGGCGUCAUCAUGCUGGCUUUCGACCCGCAGAUUGUCGGCAGCAUGUUCGCCAUGCCUCAGUUCCAGAAGGACUUUGGGUACGAGCGCGACGGCGAGUACAUCAUCUCGGCGGCUUGGCAGACGGGCCUCUCCAUGGGUAGUCCGAUCGGACAACUCGUCGGCGCUCUGGCCUCUGCCUACCCCAUGGAGCGUUGGGGCCGCAAGUGGACUUUCUUCGGCUGCGUCGUCCUCACCGCCCUGCUCGUCCUGAUCCAAUUCUUUGCGCGGUCCAUCGAGGUCCUCCUCGUCGGCGAGCUGCUCUGCGGCCUGGUACUGGGCUGCUUCGUCGUCAUCGGCCCGACCUACGCCUCCGAGGUCUGCCCCAUGUCCCUCCGCGGUUACCUCACGAGCUUUACAAACCUGUGCUUCGUCACGGGUCAGCUGCUCGGCAACGUCGUGACGGCUGUGACGUCGGAGCUCGACACGCACUGGGCGUACAGCAUCCCCUUUGCGCUGCAGUGGUUCUGGGUCAUUGUCAUCCUGCCGGGCAUAUUCUUCAUCCCCGAGAGCCCCUGGUGGCUCGUCCGCAAGGGCCGCAUGGAAGAGGCGCGCGCGUCGCUGGGCAAGCUGUCCUCUAAGGGCGUGGACCUCGAUGCCGCGCUCGCCAUCAUCUACGAGACGGACAAGCUCGAGCAGGAGACCGAGGCCGGCAGCACGUACCUCGACACGCUGCGGGGCUCCAACCUCCGCCGUACCGAGCUGGCGAUUGGUGUCUAUGCGACACAGGUCCUGAGCGGUAUCUAUCUCAUCAACUAUGGCACGUACUUCUUCCAGCAGGCCGGUCUGCCGACGCAGUCUGCGUUCUACAUGGGUGUCGGUUUCCUAGCUGUUGGAUGGGUCUGCACCGUCCUCUCGUGGUUCAUCAUGGCUCGCUUCGGCCGCCGGCGCAUUUUCAACAUCGGCCUCGUCGGUCUCAUCACCCUCAUGUUCAUCAUCGGCAUCCUCGACAGCAUCCCCAACCGCCCCGACGGCGUCGCCUGGGCCGAGUCGACCCUGAUGCUCGUGUGGAACGGCUGCUACGACCUGUCGGUGGGCCCCAUCGUCUUCGUCAUCCUGGGCGAGUGCUCGGCCACGCGCGUCCGUUCCAAGACGAUUGCCGUGGCGACCGCCGCGCAGGCCGUCGUGGGCAUCCUCAUGACCAUUGCGAUCCCGUACAUGAUCAACCCGGACCAGGCCAACAUGCAGGGCAAGCUGGGCUACUUCUUUGGCGGCCUGGGCAUCAUCUGCCUCGCCUGGGGCUACUUCCGCAUCCCCGAGACCAAGGGCAGGACGUACGAGGAGCUGGACAUCAUGUUCGACCGCGGCGUGCCGGCCAAGGAGUUCAAGGACUACAAGGUCGAGAGUGUCAUUGCGGGUGGUGCCGUGCCGCAGUGAAAAGCAGUUGCCAUGCGCACAGUGCUCGUGCUGCGCGGUGUUCCGCAGCCCCGGCGUUUUUUAAAUAUCUGGUCAUUCAUGGCCUAUAUAUACCCAAGUAGGAGAUGAGAUGAGAGUCAAGAUGGGCUUAACCUCGAAUUUGGGUGGCCCCACCACAACCGGUAGAUUUAGCGGGCUUAUGGAUUAAUGGGGAGGAUGAAUAGCUACUCUAUCGAUUGACUCGCUGCAUUGCCUGUCCUUUGUCUCCUUGCGUUGACAAUGUGUGGAUUUUUACCAUACCAUUAAGA